Messenger RNA from Linnemannia hyalina, 552 nucleotides. NCBI's taxonomy places the organism in Eukaryota, Fungi, Mortierellomycota, Mortierellomycetes, Mortierellales, Mortierellaceae. The record is from the annotation of a GenBank genome assembly.
AUGGUCAACAAGCCCCCCAAACCAGUGAAAGCCCCCAAAGCCAACAAACGCUCCAAGGCCGGCGGCCCUUCCCACGCCGACCUCCCCUUCCAGAAAAGCUACUUUUCUGACGAUUCCAUCUUUGGUCGCUCCCAAAAGUUUGUCCAAGAGAACGACGCCAAACCCUUCCGCGACUUUGGUUACUUUAUCGCCAUUCUCCUUGGUAUUUUUAUUUGGAGAUAUCAAGCUGCCCUUUCUGACAGUCGUGAGACCGCAGUGGGAGUCUGGGGCUUCUUGACCUUCGCCUUGAUCCUCCUGAUCAACAUCUGGACUUACUUCCUCGUCCUCAUCAAGUCCCGUCGCGGCGGUGACAUUGGUAUUGUCAAAAUCGUCGACGAGGAUAUUCACCGCUUCAUGUGGCUCUCGGGUCUCUUUGGCGCCUGGGCCGGUAUCAUCUGGUUCGGAUACUACCCCAAGACGCCAAAGUUCUUUGCAAAGGCUACGGUCUUCUCCAUCUUCAGCUUAGCCUGGGUCGCCAUUGGCAUCAAGCUCUUCUCCUCCGUCUCCGUAUAA